Penicillium verrucosum is the source of this 382-nucleotide messenger RNA. RefSeq names its product H/ACA ribonucleoprotein complex subunit NOP10. The transcript is spliced from 5 exons. Bases 1 to 198 code for a protein of 65 amino acids. Gene Ontology annotation, biological process: snRNA pseudouridine synthesis; rRNA pseudouridine synthesis; ribosome biogenesis. Gene Ontology annotation, molecular function: telomerase RNA binding; box H/ACA snoRNA binding. Gene Ontology annotation, cellular component: box H/ACA snoRNP complex; box H/ACA telomerase RNP complex. The record is from RefSeq and is a predicted model, not a curated record. NCBI's taxonomy places the organism in Eukaryota, Fungi, Ascomycota, Eurotiomycetes, Eurotiales, Aspergillaceae.
AUGCAUCUCAUGUACACUCUCGACACCGCUGGCAAGCGUGUUUACACCUUGAAGAAGGUCCUGAACGGCGAGGUCACCAAGUCUGCCCACCCCGCUCGCUUCUCUCCCGAUGACAAGUACUCUCGUCACCGUGUCACCCUGAAGAAGCGUUACAACCUUCUCCUCACCCAGCAGGCCGAGACCCCCGUUAAGGCUUAAAUGGAUCGACACUGGGAAAAAUGAAUUACCGGGUGGCAUAGCCCAUGUUUUGGCGAAUGGUGUUUUUCUUGCGGUCAACGGAUGGCUGAGAUGUCCAUACUUGUUUUGCUGUCUUCGGAUAAUCUAUUCGGGUUUCACCUAGACAUUCUAGAGAAUACGAUACCUGAUCUAGGAAAUCAACAAG